Messenger RNA from Brugia malayi, 777 nucleotides. RefSeq lists its product as uncharacterized. NCBI's taxonomy places the organism in Eukaryota, Metazoa, Nematoda, Chromadorea, Rhabditida, Onchocercidae. Bases 1 to 777 code for a protein of 258 amino acids. The record is from RefSeq and is a predicted model, not a curated record. The transcript has 6 exons.
AUGCAUAUCUUUUUGUCGGCUGAUUGGUCACUCAAGGCCAAGGAAUAUGACAUUUUCAAAAUGGCCUAUCAUAAGGAGAAUGUGCAACCGGAAUUAUUUGAAUUCGUAAAGGCAACAGUUGUUCAAAAGUCUGAAGAUGAAGAAAUAACAGUGGAGAUGCAGGAGUCUUCUGACAGUGAAAGCGAGAUUGAACCAUCUGUAUAUGAAAAGAGAAGAGAAUUGAAUGCUUGGCGAACCGUUCUAGCUGAGAAACUGUUCAUCGAGGCCAAAAAAAAGCUUUAUGCUGAGAAAUUGAAGCAGCUGGAAAAGAGACAAGCUGAGGUUUUGAGCCAAGAAGCAGUAGAUUUUAUCAAGAAAAAGGAAGAAAUUCUUAAGGAAUAUCAUGAUAGAUUGCAGUACAUUGAAGUUAUUCGGGCGUUGCGGACUGAAUCGUUAAAGAGGCGUACUAUCGGUCAAUUAGAGUGUGCCCAGCAGAAUUUAAAUAAUAAUAAACGGAUGGCUUAUGAAAAGAUCGAGACAGAUAUUUGGACAAGGAUGCAAAAGCUAGAUGAUGACAUGAAAAAAUGCGUAAGGGAGUAUGUAAAUUUCUGUCGAGAAUUCGAACGAAGUAAGGAACGGGAACGGAGGAAACGAAAGCGUUAUCCAGUGGCCAAUGUAAUUGAGCGGUUAUUGGGUGAUGCAGUAUCCUCGCUGAUAGAUCCAUAUAAUGAAAAUGUUGACGAGGAUCUCUAUGUCUGCGAACAAGCUUUACGAGCUGUAAAUGGAGGAGAAAACUAG